Cotesia congregata is the source of this 414-nucleotide messenger RNA. The record is from the annotation of a GenBank genome assembly. Lineage: Eukaryota; Metazoa; Arthropoda; Insecta; Hymenoptera; Braconidae.
AUGGUUUUAUUAAACUUUUUACGGCAUUUUAACAAGCCGAGGAUAAUUAUCACCAGCAAUAGUUUGAUGUUAAAAAAUAAUUAUGCUGUUGUGGCAGCUGCUUCGCUGGGAAAAGUAAAAAAAGGAAAAAAAGGAAUGGGACCUGCACCAAAAGUCGAGCUUCCUGUAGAAACUGACGCUCACCGACUAGUAAACUACGUCUGCGGUACAAAUCUCCUAAAAGAAGGCGGCGAGGACGUGAAACUAAAGCCCGACUCAGAAUACCCAGAUUGGCUGUGGAACAUCCACGUGGGCAAGCCGAAGACUCUGGAGGAGCUGGACCCGAACACCAAAGCCUACUGGAGGAAGCUCCGCAAGCAGGCGAUUAGGACCAACAACCAGAGACUAAAGCACAAAACUUUGGGUCCAUUCUAA